UGUGUGUGUGUGUGGCUGUUGUGAUGCGCUUGUUUCGCUUGUUGCGUAAAAAAACGGUUUGUAAAAGGUGCAGAACAAAAUGGUGCAGGAAAAAAGGUUCUCGCACGGGCGCUCGCAGGUGUGUAGCAGGUCGCUGGUUUCCACCUAGCUCCGGUCCUCUACCAACCUUGGCCGAAUAGGCCCUAGCACAUGCACGUUCAUCAGGCAACACUCGUACACAGCAACACAGCAAACAAAAAAAAGGCCUUCCCAAAAGGGUAGUUUUGGCACUCAGCGACACAUCCAUACACACGCGCACACACGCACGCAUUAGUCUGACAUCGGUAGCUGGGAGCAGUAGGUUUUUGCGGCUGGAGAGACAGCAGCGUCUCCACCAGACACGGGAACAGAGCGAUACAGUGUAAACGCGAAACGACGGAAUAAAGGACGUGCCAGCGCGCAGUGAGCGCAUUCGGUUUUAUUUUCCUCCUGGCGUGCGUGCGUGCGUGCGUGCGUGUGAACUGUGUGCAAGCGAUGCAUCUGUGAAAUUCUGUGACCGUGAACGAACGGCAGUUUUUGUGUGUGUGUGUUUUCAUGUUUUUGCUUCGCGUUCGAUGUACGCGUGUGUCUAAGGGUGUCCCCCCCCCCACCCGCAACUGAUCCCGUGUUUCUGUGUGUGUGUGUGCGUGCAUAAACUGAAUAGUGAAGGAAGCCACGGGCAAAGUGUGGUGAACUUACAACAAAACGCCAUUUAGCACGUCCCCCCCCCCCUACCCUCCGUUCCUCUCAUCACGGUUCCGUGAUUGAACCGUGCGUGCGCUGCGCGCGUGUGUGUCAUUGUAGCUGUGUAGCUGUACACACACACACACACACGCACACCCCGUGUGGGAUCGAUGUGCGCUUUGGUGGAGGAUGCAUUUGAUGGAACAUUUGGUUGGUGCGAACUCCAAUCGAACGGCGGCGGUCUCUCUGAUGUGACAAAGAAGCAGCAGCAGCAGCAGCAGCAGCAGCGCUAGUGUGUGAGGCAGCAUCGUGUCUUGCACGCGCGUGUGUUUGUGCUUGUGCCUGCGUGUUUGCGGGGCAAGGAGCACAGCGAGGAAAAGCGACGACGCAAGCGUUCUGCACCACCACCACCACCGCUACCAAUCCACCUCAUCCAUCAUUUCGAGCAAGGGAACCGAUAUUAGAGGGAGAGAGAAAGAGAGAGAGAGCUAAAGAGAGAGAAAAAGAGGGAAAGAAGUGUUUAGGAAAAGACGCAAUUUUUGGAUCGCUCGUGGCUUUGUUGUUUUUUUUGUGUUUUGAUACACACAUACCCACAAACACACCAUGUGGGGGAGCUGGAGCGGUCCCCGCCAGUGAUUGCACCGUUUUCCACCACUCACCGCCCCUCCCCACCCAAUUACAGCGUAAACAAAGCAAAAGCCUCCAAAAAAAAUGGCGUCAACCGAUCCAACGAAAUCUUUGUUUACUACGCAAACGGAGAAGCCCAACCAUUACACCUACCUGAAGGAGUUCCGCGUGGAGCAGUGCCCCUCCUUUCUGCAGCACAAGUGCAACCAGCACCGGCCGUUCGUCUGCUUCAACUGGCACUUUAUGAACCAGCGGCGGCGGCGCCCGGUCCGGCGGCGCGACGGCUCGUUCAACUACAGCGCGGACAACUACUGCCCGAAGUACGACGAGACGACCGGCAUCUGUCCGGACGGGGACGACUGUCCGUUUCUGCACCGGACGGCGGGCGAUACCGAGCGGCGCUACCAUCUGCGCUACUACAAAACGUGCAUGUGCGUGCACGAUACGGACGCGCGCGGCUACUGCGUGAAGAACGGGCAUCACUGUGCGUUCGCGCACGGCAUCCACGACCAGCGGCCGCCGGUGUACGACAUCAAGGAGCUGGAGGCGCUGCAGAACGUGGAGGACGCGGGCGACGGCGGCCUGAACGGGCCGAACGUGCUGGACAAGGAGCGCAACCUGAUGAACGAGGACCCGAAGUGGCAGGACACGAACUACGUGCUCGCCCACUACAAGACGGAGCAGUGCAAGCGUCCGCCCCGGCUCUGCCGGCAGGGGUACGCCUGCCCGCAGUACCACAACAGCAAGGACAAGCGGCGCAGCCCGAGAAAGUUUAAGUAUCGUUCCACGCCGUGCCCGAACGUGAAGCACGGCGAGGAGUGGGGCGAACCGGCCAACUGUGAGGCCGGCGACAACUGUCAGUACUGUCACACGCGCACGGAGCAGCAGUUCCAUCCGGAGAUCUACAAAUCGACCAAGUGUAACGAUGUGCAGCAGGCGGGCUACUGUCCCCGCUCGGUGUUUUGUGCGUUCGCGCACGUGGAACCGUACAUGGUGAUGGAGGAGGAUCCGCAGGCGCUCGCCCUGUCCGACAUGCGCUCGUCCGUGCUGUCGUCCGGCGACGGCGGAGGCAACGGCAGCGGCAAUGGCGGCGUCUCGGUCGGCGGCGUGCUUGCACCCGGCGUGAUCGGGGGCGCUGGGGGCGGCAACGUGCCCGGCGGGCCGCUCGUGUCGGCCGUCGUUGGCUCGCACAGCAAAAAGGAUGCGCAGGAUCUGGCGAAUUUCUCCUACUUCCAGCUGCAGCUGCAGAACGGCAGUGCCGAGAGCAGCGAAUCGGCCAGCACCAGCAGCCUCGGCUCGAACAACAGCUCGCACAACAAGGCGCCCGGGUCGCACCUGCAGCAGCAGAAGCACGGCUCGUCGGCCCUGCUCGGCAACGGGCACGGCGGUGCCGGCAAUCCGCUCGGCGGGCUCGGGCUGCUCAGCAACGGCGGCCCGACCGGUGCCAACAGUGGCAGCGCGAACGCCAGCUCGCUGCUCUCUAACCUUGACUUCAAUCCGGACCUAUCCAAGCAGAUGGUUGCUAUCGACAAUGAUCUCUCGCUGAAUCCUAUCGAACGCGAACAGCGCAAGCGCAUGACGUGUUUGACCUUUAAUAUGUUUAAUGUAGGCUCGCCGCUCGAAAUGUACGAACAAGCUAGGCGCGACAAUAUGCAUGGGUUUGAAAAUUCGAUGUCCGGACUGAUGUCCUCGGGACUCCUGCCUAGCAGCUCGGCCCCGGUAAACAUUCCAGGCUCAUCCAUGGGCAAUUCAAUUUCCGGCAUUCUGCAAGGUACAUCCGCACCGGUGAACAUUCCUGGCAGCUCUCUUGGCCACAACUUUAGCCCCUCGUCCCACUCGAACCUGUUCGGCCUGCACGACCCGUUCGGCACGCAUCACAUAGGGAGCGGUUCGGCACCGAAGCUUAGCAACAACUCGUACGGCCACAACCAUACCGACAACUUUUUCUUCCAUUCGAACAACAUCAUCUCGCCCGUGCUGGGCGACGGUCUGUCCGCUAGCCCCGAAAUUAGAAGAAUGUCGGACCUGAAUCCGCUCAGUAGUGAGAUAAGUAGUAACACAACGAAUUUGCUGUUCGGCGACGGUCAGCACCAUCAGGGUGGUCCGCAAGCACAAACUCCUUCGCAGCAGCAGCAGCAGCAGCAGCACCAUUUACAUCAUCAGUCACAGCAGUCACAGCAAACUCCUUCGCAGCAACAACAGCAACAGGCUCAGCAAGUCCCCCAGCAGCAGCAGCAGCAGCAGCAAGCGAUCAACUGGGAAGAGCGCGUCCUACAGGCGACAACUGCCUGCGAAGCAUGGAAAGCACAAAUGGAGGAAAGCAACCGAAAGACGGCCAUUGCCGAACAGCAACGCGAUGAAGCGCUGUCGCACGUGAAGGCGCUCACCGAAAAGCUGGAGCAGAUGAAGAUGUCCGGCAACAACGGUUGCCCGCCGAACUAUCGUCCGUGCGAUUUGCGCGGCAUGCCGCUGGCCAAAUUGAAAAGCAUACAGGCGAAACUGCGCGAAGAAAUCGAGGAGGUGGAAAUAGUAUUAUACCAAGAGACGGCCAACAAGUGCAUGAAGUGCGAGGAGAAAAAUCGCUCGGUUACGCUCGUGCCGUGCAAUCACUACGUCGUCUGUGAUACGUGCGCAACGACCCAGCGCGAGUGUCCUUACUGUCAGACGCCCGUCACACCGAAGGCGUAAUCGGGGCAAUGCGGGAACACCCGCCCGGGGUCCGGCAGGGCUUGCUUUUUGCUACCCGCGCAUGUAUUUUGCAAUGCAGUGAGAAUUGGGCGAGGGUGGAGAAAACAAAGCAGCAAAAAAAAAAAGAAACUAGUAGUAGUUGAGGCGAAGUGUGGGUACACUAUCUAUUAUUAGGCGCGCAUUUUGAUUUUACCCUGUAUUUGGGCAUAUGUUUUUAAAUUAAGUUAACGACAGUCUUUCAUUAUUGUACAGUGCAUGUAACAUUAUUUGUGUUAUUUGUGUUUAUUUAUAUAAGCCACUGGGCUCACAUCGACAAUUACAAUCGUGCUAGCGAUUUUUAUUUUUACGCACCUUCUCUAUCUCUUUGCGCUUGUAAGCAAACUAAAGUCAGCCAACAACAUGCCCGUGUACCGGGGUAAUAAUGAUUACGUUUAAUAAUACAGAAAAUGCCCCAAAUUGCGAUGAACCCCUUACAGGGUUUUCCAGGGAUCUCAUAGUUGUGGGACACUUCCUUGAUUCUUUCUUAUGGGAAAUGAACUUCAUUUGUUGAUAAUUGGACUCUAUGGCACAGGCUCCAUGGAAAUUCCCAUUACAUUAAGAGUCAAAUUCCCAUUGCAUUAAGUUCAUUUCACGUAAGAAAGAGUCAAUCAAGUGUUCCACGGCUAUUAGAACUCCUGGAACACCCUGUAUCCUAGACGCCAAUGCCACACAGUUCAGCAUGGGUGUGAGAUACUUACAUUCUUAUUUUGACACGUAAAACCAACCUGCUGGCCGAACUAAAAACAGAGUACACCGAUGAGAAUGAUCAUAGCAUAAUGUAUGGCAAAAUUCGAUAUUGAUGAUAUAUGACGUAGAUGUUUUAAAAACAAAAUAUUCCAGUAUAAUACUUUAAGGGUUCAAACGUAGAAUAUAUACAUACACACAAACACACAUAUAUAUAUACAUUAUGUAUUUAACUAAGCAUUAUGAAACGAAGCAUGGCGAAGAUAAGGAAAGAAAGCAUUAUUAGGAGCAGAUGAGCAAAUGGAAGAGGUUAAAGAAAAAUAGGAAGGAGAGGAAGAAACGGAUAAAGAAAAAUCUCAAAAAAUAAUUUGGAAGAUAGGCGAGGGAGAGAGCACCAAGAAAAAAAGGGUAAGAGGAAUAGCGAGCGAAGGGAAAAACAGGAGAGCAAGAGAGAGAGAGAGAGAGAUAUACAGAUAGAGUAUAAAGUGAAGGCGGCAAGGAAAGGGAAUACAAAUAAUUUUGUUUUCGUUUUCAGUAAGUGUUUUCUAAAUGUUUUCGAUUUAACGUGACCAUGUCGGUGUACAGUUAGCGGAAGCAUAUAAAAUUCACUGCAUAGAGCAUAACAAACAAAAACAAAAACAAAUCAGGAAUUCAUAAACGGCAGACGCGCGGUGGAAGUAGAUAGCCAGCACAGCAGCGUAUCGUUUGUGGGGUGGGAGGCACGUUGUUAAAUCGAUAAUUGAAUGCUUGUUUAGCUUAUUAAUCACGUUAGCGAUAACUUGCUCGAAUAUUGAAUCAAGCAGAAUUGAAGCGACAAGGAGGACAAGAAUAGUGGGGGUGGGCGGAGAGGGGAUGGGCAUUUAUUAAAUUAGUGUGACGGAAUCAUUCACGCAAUGCAGGUAGAGCAAACUAGUUGCCGAGCAGGGACAAGAGUGCAAAUAGAUGAGCGAUAAUCUCUAUGGGACAGCUGGGGGCCCAUUUUUAGGCAAUGGUUUUAGGUUUUAAAAAUUUAGUUUGCAAUUACCGUUUUUAUUUUUUUAGUAAUUUAAUCUUCGACGAGCAACGCUUCGGCGGCCGACUUUCUUUUUUGUGUAGCAUGAUUCGCCAGGCAGCCAUCCAAAUAUUACGUGAUUCGUAAUUCACAAUUCCAAAGACAGCGUGUUUACCAUUUGAACUAGGCAUGUGUAAAAUGAACGAGAAUCGCACCGUUCGAACAGUUCGGUAAAGUGCACGAACGAACGAGGUUUCUUAACAAAAAGAACGACCAGGACUUUUGGAAGAAACUGACUACACCGAACGCGUUCGAACUAGUGUUCGAUCUGUGUUCUGUUGGUGUAUAAAUCGUACCUACACAACUGAAUUCAUCGAACGCGUUCGAACUGGCUCAUUUGUGUUCGAUCUGUGUUCUGUUGGUAUGGAAAUUAUACCUAUACAAUUCAAUAGAUCGAGCCCGUUCAAACGGAUUAGUCAUUGUUCGCGAAUGAACUGAACUGAAUUGAUUGCGCUCAUCAUGUUGAUCCAUAUUUAAAUAAUUUUGUUUUUUAGAAUCCUUGAGUGUGUAUAAGGCAUGGGGUACAAUAUACGCAGGAGACAUUUUUGCUCGUAUUAGUUUUUUACAUGCUAGUUUUCGGUCGGUUUUGCGAUGGAUUGUGUUGACCAGACAGCCGAGUGUUUAAUGUUUUUAAAUUAUUGGUUUCAACCGCAGAAUUAGUAGUUCUUUGGCUACAGUAUGCGUCUAUGGUGGGUAAAUGAAAAAGAUAACGAGCGUUCUUUGUGAAUAAAAAUCUCAUGAAACAAAGAACGAAAGAAUCGUCGUUCGCGUUCGGUUCUUUUUGGUGAGCGAACUAGUUCGUUUGCGUUCGGUGAAAAGAAUCGUUUUGCCCAUGCCUAAUUUGAACCAUCCAGAUGCGGCCUGUGGAGUGGUUCGGUGGCUGGUCAAGUAACAGGGCAAGUAGUCAGAAUCCUCAUCUAUUUGCACUCGUGUGUGCUCGAAGAAAAACGAAACAAAACAAAAAAAAAAGCAACAACAAAGGUUUAUCAUUGGAUAUAAUAGAUAUUAUCUCUUAAUAGGUGUAUAUUGUUUCCGAAUUGGAUGCACGUGAGCAGUUAGAAGAAACAAAAAAAAAAAAAAAACAUUCAUCCCCCCCGUCAUUCCGUCACCCUACAGCAACAUUGCGGAUAAAUAAGGAGUAUAAAAAAUUAAAAUAUGUAGCAAUUUCGAGGCGGGCAUGUGUUAGAUAUUUAUAUGAUUACGCGACGAUGUACAAUCAAAUGAAUAAUCCUUAAUUUAUGAUAGCGCAGCACAGGUAUAUAAAAGGGUGUAGCAACUUUCCAAUGAUGUAGACCGAUAACGAAUGCGAGAAAGAGGGAAUCUUUAGUUCAUAUGAUAUACCGGGAGGGAAGCCGUUCGCAUUUAAGGAAGAAUGGCAAUCGCGUAUUACAAUUAUAAUUUUUACAAUUAUUUAAAUUCUACGGCAUAUUAUAUCGAUAUUAGCGCUUUUUCGACUCGUUUCUUUUUUCAUCUCAUCCAACGUCACGUACUUGUCAGGUAACAACAGUAUAUGUAUUAUUGAAUAGGGCAAAAUGUGUAUGUGUGUGUGUGUUUUUUUUAAAUAUUCACAGAAAGUGAACAUAACCUAGACAUCGCUCCUGCAGUGCGUGUGGGUGUGUGAAAUUGAACAAUAGACACAAAACAAACAAACAAAAAAACGGGAGAAAAUGAGCAGGAAACAUGAUCUCUUUUUCUGGUAGUAGGAGCGCAGCAUUUUUUUUACAGCAACAAAACGUGUCAAUUCGGAUCUCAAUCGGCUUGUUUUGCAAACAUCACAAUUUUGUUUUACCUGUGUAAUGCUUUAUGUAACUACGUGUAACGGGCAGGUCCGAUGCGAUGGUGUGCGUGUGUAAGCUAGACACUGGAAAGCAAUAUAUUUACGUGCGUUGUGAAAUUAUAUACCCGCAGCUUGCUUUACGAUCUUUUCUGACUGGCGGAUUCUGUUGUGCGCGCACCCACCCAGAGCAGAGAAGCAGCGUAGCGUUUCCUACUGUAUCCUACUGGAAUGUAGCGUUUCCUACUUGCUUUUUGUUUCGGGCGGUCGCAUUGUUCCAUUGUUGCGUUCCGGUGGCGCAGAGCAGUUCGUAAUCAAUUCACCUCACUUUCCACACUGUACAAAGCAUUGUGCAAAACAAAAAAGGAUUGGAGGAUAUACAAAUAUAGUUUUUUUUUUGUUAGAAAUAUUCGCUCAGCACACGCGCGGGUACAUCGUUCCUGCGUAACGUUUAAUGGCAAGUGCUACAGUGUGGCGGUGCAACGCAAUGGCCACGGAAAGGUCGCUAUGGGCAAGCAAAAUCACACAGCUCAUAUAACUUAAUAUUUACUAUUAUUACUAGUUUACCAAUUACACUUUAAUAUUAUUCAUACUAUAUUUCUUAAUUUUUGUAUGCAAGCGGCAGUGUAGGGCAGACCCGGUGUAAAAAUGAUGAUGCUGGUGAUAAAGUUGAUGACAUAGCUCCAUAACGUCCCAGAGAUACAUUUAAAUUCAGAUAAACAUACACAUAGAGCACCUCAGCGCAGCGCCUAACGACGCUUACCACCAAGACGUUACACCUUUUUCCUUCCCCAGCAGUAAGACAUACGCGCCAAAAGUGGAUAAUGUGUUGGGAAACAAACGAUAUAGUUAUCAAUAGCAGUAGUCCAUACAACUUCAUAUCUGCUCUUCUUUUCCCGUAAAUAGUUUCGUACAAAAAUCAUGCAGCAAAGGUUUUUUUAUAUAUAAUUUUUAAAUUUUCUCGCCUCAUCCUGAAAUAUGCAAAUCAAACCUGCUUCAUGUUUUGCGAUUCAGCAUUAGAAUUAAAAAAAAAACAAAUCGUGUUAUUCGUGUGUGCGAUAAGAAACACGAUGCAGAAUCUGAUACUGAAGGAAAAGCACACACCCAGACACGGAAGACCGCGAAUGGAUAACAAGAAACCAACAAGAACGAAUGCAACUAAAAUUAAUAAAAAAAAAACUAUAUACCACCACUCAAACUAAACAGCAGAAAUGCAUUCUGAUUUACUCAUAGGAGCAUACGGAAUGUUACAAAAAAAGACGUAUAUUUUCGAUACAAACUUUUUACCGAGCAAAACUUUACCUAACCUACCAAUAUAUGAGAGCAGCAAACAGGGAGGGAACGACGGAGAAUCGAAGAAGAGGACGGGGUAGGGCAGAUAAAGCGCCAGUAGCAAAGCGAGAGCGAAUGAUACUACACAGCAACAAAAAAAAAAAACAAAAACAAAAUAGUUUUUUACUAUAUGCAGAAACAAAUGCUGAGCGCGCAAACCACAGGUACAUUAACGGACAGCAAGCUGUUUUUCAGCCGAUUCCAACACAGUUUCGGAUGUUGAAAAAAAAAGAAAACAGUAUUUUUGGCACAAAACAAAUACAGUAUCCCAAAAUGACAUUUUCUUUACGCAUCACGUAGCUCACAAUAGCAUCCCACAACGAAACAAACAAAAAAACACAAAAGAAAGCAUCAGAUAUAAAGGGAAAUUGUUCCGUGAAUUAAAUGAAUAAUUUAUUUCAACAUUCGUUUUGUUUGUUUUUAUUUUUAGUUUUGUAAGUGGUUCAUGUUUUCUAUCUUUGGUUCGCUCGCUAGUUUCGUUUUUGUUCUUCCUUUUCACCAGACAUAUUUUAAAUUUUAAUUUUUCUCUUUAUGUUUUAUUUCAGUUUCUGUUGUUUGGUUUGGUUGCGCAUGCGGUUCAGUUUCAUUUUCAUUGCGGAUAAUCGUAUGCUCCGGAUAUGGUGGCACAGCUUCUAACCUAAACACACAGGCUUAACGCUAGCUAGGCCCAAAAAAGGCAUCUUGCCCUGCGUGACAAGAAAAGGAAACCCCACUACCCUACAUACCAAUCAAGCGCCCCUUUUAUGCGGUCGGCAUCAGAAACGGCUAAACACAGUGAGCGCAGAAAACGAAUCAAUUUAAUGCCUCGGAAAAGGUGUAGCGAAUUAGAAAAGAUUAAAGUCUGGAUGAGCGGUCAGACGGCAAAACUAAGCAGAUCCCGUGUAGAUAAAAAAAACACCAGUGUAGCGUGUAGCGUGGUGUAUCCUUCGUCUUCUCCACAUCCCAAUCUCUUCCCGUUCAUCCUACGCGUUCAGUGCUGACUGUGCGCGUUUCCUGAAUCAUACAAAGAACAAAAACAAAAAAACCCACCGUUUGUGACAGCUUACAACCGAGAGCAAAAGACAGCAGAAAUUGAGCGUGUGUGUGUGUGCAGCAAGCAAAAACGUUUAGGAUGAAGUACGAAACUUGAAGCAUUAACAGGAACAAACAAAUUAGGUAUUUAUCCAAUGUCGAGCAAUGUGUGCAUCCCCUCCCUCUGGGGGAGACGAAUAGUUUGGAACGGUUUUUUCCCCUAAUCUGCCUAGACACCCGGUUUCGGCCACCAAUGAAGCGGUUACUAACUUUUCACCUCUUGCCGGGUUAGGGAGUUUAGGAGUUUACUUUUCGCGUUGCCUGCUGUGUAGAGUUUAAACAGCAAACGGCAAAGGAAAGGCCGGAAUUUAACCAAAACGAUGCGUCUAGUGAGCGUGGUGGUGUGCCUGUAGACAUAAGCAAUGCAACCAACGGCAGACAAAGACAAAGUCGACGGAUGCUUCUUUCACAAUUUUUGUGGGUUUCGGUUUGGUUCGUCUCGGAAUUGCUAAUAGGAAGGUGGAGGAAAACAUACUUAAUUAAAAAAAGGGGUAAAAAUUAAACUAACUUAAAUCUAACGUUACGUUUCUGAGCUGUAGUUGAGUUUGAACCGCACCAAAAAGGCCAAAAAGCAAGAAAUCUUUGAUAAUGUACCCGCGAAGCUCCAAGUUUAAAUUGUGUCGUUUUAUGUCGAAACCUGCCGAGAGAGAGAGAGUGUGUGUGUGUGUGCGUGUGUAAACUUUGCCACACGUUGUGGUCAAUUAUUGCUGAAGACAAAUGACAAAAAAAAAAUAGAAACGCACAUCUUUUACUCAGUUUAUGACAUUAAAACGCGAAAACUUUCACCAACCAAUACCAAAAUAAUUGUUAUCCCGAUAAGAAGAAGAAGAAAAAAAACGGCAACUACGGGAAAGUAAUCAACAGAAAGCUACCGUUAAUCAAAGGUUAGCAACGUGACUGACUCUCGUGUUUCCACCUUCACUCCCACACACACCUCCCGGACCUUACCUUUGUACUGUGACGUUAGCAGCAAGCAGAUUGAUCUCUACAGUUCAUAACUGGGGCGUAUAAUUACAUCUAGCUUUACUUAUACUACUAACACUGAUGAUUUAUGCAAACGUUCAUAUAUUUGUAUUAAAAGUAAAAGAUAAAAAAAGAACUAAGAUAAAAAGGUAAAAAGAAAUAUAUGAAAACAAGAUACUACUCUAAAAACACUCACAACGCCAUCCGGUGUGUUGGUGGUUGUCUGCAACCUAUAAAGCUGUAUCUUUUAGUGGUAUUAAUAAAUUAAAAUUAACAUACCAAAAUGGGGUAAAACGAAAAGCGAAAUAAAAAAAAAACACAAACAAAUAUAACUAUAAAAUACUAGUUAUGAGCAAACCAAAAACAAGAAAUUCAUGCAAUACAAAAUACAACAAAAAAAAAAAAAAGAUAGGAGAACAAAUUCUGAGUGAUCAGCGUACUAUUUAUAUCAGUAUGGCGCUAAUAGAUCAGUUGCUAUAUACAUAUUAUACAAAUAAAAGCUAGUGCAAGCAAAUUAUAACAAAUCAGCGGGUUACACUAGACGAAAACAUUGAUCUGUGUGCGUGUGCGUCUGUUCUUUUUAUUGUUGCAUUAGCCUUCGGAUGAUCGGUAGCAAAGGCGGUACACAGUGACUAAGACAGAAGCAUAACAAAUGCAUAGCCAGAGCCAGGUUUAACAUUUACUUACCACAUUUAGUGCACAUCCGGUACGUUACAGUAGUGGCGAACGACAGUAGUUCAGCAUGUUAUAGAUGGUGUUAGUAAGCAUUUACCACGAACGGAUAUCACCUGGCGUGUUUUGGUAGUAGCGAGAAGUGUAGACAGUUCCAGUACACAGUUUAAUCUUGGUUUGGAAAAAUUGGAUACCUCCCAUUUGCUACUGCUCAUGCUCUUUCUUUCUGUGUUGCUUUACACAACAAACUUGUGACAACAAACAAACAAAACUAAACUAAAAGAAAAUCUAUAGAGAAAAAAAUGAAGAAGUAAAAAAAAAAUAAUCACUCAGAAAGAAGAGGAAAAAUAUAUUCUUAGAGAGAGAGAGAGAGAUAGAGAGAGAGAGAGAGAUAGAGAGAGAGAGAGAGAUAGAGAGAGAGAGAGAGAAAAAAAAAUACAAACAAAUUUAUGUAAAUCCAACUAACGACAGACUGUGGGAGUUAUAAGCAUACUGAUACACACAUGAGAUACAAACCCAACUAGAAUAUGAAAUUAUAUGAUUGAGCAUUGAAUCUAUUAUAUUAUGCUAAAGUCGGCGGGAGAGGGAGGAGAGAAAAUGGAAGGUGAAAGUUAAUUUAAACGGAGGGACAGUUAAGAAAGAAAAAAAAAAACAAAGAGAAACGGAGAAGACAAAACAAACAAUCAACAAAAAUGAAUGCAAAACAAAGAAAACUAUUACUAUUCUUAUAUAUUAGCAGCAGCCAUUCUAUUUAUUAACUGUGCAACACGACAAAAAAGAAAAGAAAAUGAUAUUGAAAGUGCAACGAGUAUGAAUCUAAUGUGCGGGUGUGUGUGUGUGUGUGUGUAUAUGCCACAGUGGAAUGUGUAGAUUUGCCUAAAACAUAAGUAGGAAAACAAAAAAGCAGCAACAACAAUAUAACUAAAGACGAUGAAGAAGAAGAAUAAAAAGAAAAAGAAGAAGAAUAAGGAGAAGAAUAAGAAGAAUAAGGAGAAGAAUAAGAAGAAGAAGAAGAAGAAGAAGAAGACAAUGAAGCAGAAGAAGAAGAAGACAAUGAAGCAGAAGAAGAAGAAGAAGAAGAAUAAGAAGAAGAAGAAGAAGAAGAAGAAGAAGAAGAAGAAGGAGAAGAAGAAGGAGAAGAAGAAGAAGGAGAAGAAGAAGAAGGAGAAGAAGAAGAAGGAGAAGAAGAAGAAGAAGAAGAAGAAGAAGAAGAAGAAGAAGAGGGAAAUAAAAGAGUCAAGUGGUAGGAAAAAGAAACAAUCCAGAAUGACAACACAUUUAGCGCUAGCAGUGAUUUAUGAACGUUUAAAUGAAUCCAAUGAACACAGAAGCGAUGAAAGGUGCAUAAAGAAAGAGAGAGAGAGAGAAAAAGAAAAAGAAAGAAAUAAAGAGAUAUAUUAUAUAUAUAUAAAGAGAUAUAUGAAUUACAGAACACAAACAAACAAAGAUAUUUAAGACAAAUAAAAGAUAUAUUAUAUAGCUUUCAAAUUUGGAUGUAUACGAAAUACAUCUGCAAUAAUAAAAUUGAACAAAAAAAAACAAGCGCUAUUCUAUAUUGUUCGGGUGAACAGCCAGCAUCAUUCUGUCUCUGUCAAUUAAAUGCUUCCGUUUGCGUUCUACCUUUGCGGGAGCAGUGAUUCGCACUGCUCGUAAUUUUUAUUUUGCCUUUUCAAAACACGUUCCUUGCUUUAGUUUAAGGUAUUUUUAAUUAUAGUGAUUAGAAUGCGCUAGGAUGCAAACUGUUUCAAAGGUUGUUUUUUUUUGGUAAUUAUUCUAUAUUUUUAUCUAAACCGUACCGACGGCUGUAGUCGCUGGGAAGGGUCAAAGCGUAAAGAUGCAAUUUGGUUUCUUCAUUACUAUCAACCCUCACCGAAAUCGAGACGGAAUUAACUCGCAGUAUAAUAGUACAGACAAACGGUUUACAGAGCUCCUAUAUGAUUACGUUGAGCUUGGCGUAUUUUAACGUAACAAACACCCCGACGUAAUUAGCAUAACGGCCCCAUCUCCAGGUAUCAAGCAGGUAUCCCUCACAACUAUGCAAUAGAUAUGAAACCAAUCUAAUAAUGAUAAUAUAUGCCGGCAGGGGUAAACGGGGGUAGAGGGUUGAGGGUGGGCGGGAGUUAAUGAAAAUGUAAGAAAAAGAUGAGUACAGUGCUUGCACUGUUUCGGAACCCAUCACAUCACAACACAAAUGGGAAAUGUUAACAGCGAACGACUAAGCAGCGCGGUACAGCGGGCAAACAGAACAAACACAAAUAAUUAAAUAAUAUUUUAUGUAGAUAUUGUAACAAAUUCAAAACCAGUAGCAGGAGAACAAUUUAAUGCAAAACUAUUUAAAAAAAAGGAAAACAAAACAAAGAAAAAACGAAAGCGAUCGAGACGGUUGCACGGUGGUGUGGAAAACGAUGACACAAGAGUGAGAAGCGCAAGAAUGGUACAACAGUUGUGUGAAUUUAUUUCGCCUUCUAAUAUGGAACUAAUUUUGUCUUCUAGAAUGUUUCCAUUUUUCUUCUGGAUUAACAAAUCCUACCACUGCAGAUAUCAGAAUGAAAUUUUCCGAUUCACACAGAUGCGCUCUGUUACCCGCGCACACAAUUGUUUGUGCAGCGUUUUCUACAAUAGAGGUGCCCUAGAGCAGCGGACAGCGAGCAAACGCUAAGUGAACGGUUGCAGGCAUAGAUAGGAAGAAAUUUGGUUGAACAGAACUACCAUCUGCAAAUGAAUUCAUUUAUAAAGAUGCAAACGGUCACACAAAACGAGCCAGACAAAUAUUUGUUUAUUGAAGUGUAAUAUUACAUUACAAAGAAACACACACACACACACACACACACAUA
Molecule: messenger RNA, 14437 nt
Organism: Anopheles gambiae (African malaria mosquito)
Lineage: Eukaryota; Metazoa; Arthropoda; Insecta; Diptera; Culicidae
Gene: unk
Product: RING finger protein unkempt homolog
Exons: 13
Coding region: 1414-4017 (867 amino acids)
Molecular function (GO): metal ion binding
Source: RefSeq, a predicted model, not a curated record